UCUCCAUGGUAACCACACACCACCCCCUUCCUCCUUCAGUUUCCUUUAAAAGCACACAGCGGGUCCGGAUGACCGCCGUCAACUUGAGCGGCUCCGAGAAGAAAAGAAAAGAAAAGAAAAGAAAAGAAAAGAAAAGAAAAGAGCGUCUGACUGGACAUGGACCUCACACCAUACGUUCUGGUUUUCCUCUCCGUGUCCAUUCAAGGGCUCCUGUCUGAAAACAACAACACCUCAACAGAGUCGGUCCACUUCAGGUUGGUGGGAGGAGCCAGUCGUUGUCAUGGUGACCUGGAGAUGAAACGACAGGACGGAAACUGGAAACCAGUGGAUGGGUUAUAUUGGUACAGGAAGUCAGGAAACAGAGUUUGUGCAGAACUGGACUGUGGAUCUGCAGUUUCACUGAGAAACAGAGACACUGGUUCACUUACAGAUAAUUGGAGGAUCAGUCGAAUCUGUGAUGAAUCUGAACUGAAUGACUGUUUUAGAUCUGAUAUAUAUUUCCGUACAUCCCUGGAGCUGAAUUGUUCAGGCGGCGCUCUCUGGAGCAGCAGAGGCUCCUGUGGUGCAGAUGUUCCAGUGUGA
This is a messenger RNA of Sphaeramia orbicularis (orbiculate cardinalfish), 582 nucleotides long. Its product is annotated as scavenger receptor cysteine-rich type 1 protein M160-like. The coding region runs from base 157 to 582 and encodes 141 amino acids. The record is from RefSeq and is a predicted model, not a curated record. Gene Ontology annotation, cellular component: membrane. NCBI's taxonomy places the organism in Eukaryota, Metazoa, Chordata, Actinopteri, Kurtiformes, Apogonidae. The transcript is spliced from 4 exons.